UGAAUGCGCAGUGGCGCUUAUAAAGUUGUGGAGCACACAUUUCCCAUCACUACUAAACAGUACGACCAGUGGCUGUUGACGGUGGUUCUGGUUGUAGUGCCUUUGCCGUUCUGAAUGCUUCAAGUUCAGGCUGAACUUGUUUUUACAAAGCCGUUUGGACUUUGAGCGUGUGGACGUGUGCGGUGUCAGCAUUAAUUUAGUUUAUAAUUUAUGCAGAUAUAAGUACGCGCUUUGAGUUCUAUACUACAAUUCCGGUGGCUGAACACAUUCAGUUGUGUUUGCUCUCGGUGCGGCAAUCCAAACACAGUAUCAUUUGGACAGGCGAUCGGCGUGGUCACGCACAAACUAACCAAAUAAAACAUUAACAAGCACAAAUCAAAUAUGCUGACUAAAGUCUUCCGUAUGGUGAUGCUGGGUGCGCCCGCCUCAGGUAAGGGUACAAUCUCGAAACGCAUUGUCGAAAAGUUCGGUUUCGUACACAUUUCACCCGGCGACAUGUUGCGAUUGAAUGUGGUGCACAAUACCGAGUUGGGCAAGAAGGCGAAAAAAUUCAUGAACGAGGGCAAACUGGUGCCAGAUGAUAUUGUAAUGAAAUGUGUGCUCAGCCGCAUUACCGAGGUGGGCAACAAAUCGUGGAUGCUCGAUGGCUUUCCACGUACAUUGGCACAAGCUGAACGUUUGAGCGCUAGUGAACCAUUACAUGCGGUUAUUAAUUUAGAAGUGCCACAUGAUGUGAUCAUUGAACGUGUGAAGGGACGUUGGAUUCAUUUGCCGUCCGGACGUGUUUAUAAUGUGGGCUUCAAUGAUCCCAAAGUGCCGGGUAAAGACGAUGUGACCGGUGAGGAUUUGGUGCAACGCGAUGACGAUAAGCCCGAAGUGGUGGCGCGUCGCUUGCAAGUGUACGAGGAGAUGUUGCGACCAGUGUUUGACUAUUAUCAGAAACAAGAGCUGAUCACUAACUUCAAGGGACGCACUACCGCUGAAAUAUGGCCGCAGGUGGAGAAAUUCCUAUUGGAGAAGACAAGGUCGGCAGUUGCCAAGAGGGUUUAAGGCUGUGAGACGUUACCAAAAAACGUUAAGGAUAUGUUUAUGCGAGUAUUGUAGUUGUGCGCUUGUGGGGAAUACACAAAGCCCACUUUACUUCAACGUGUUGGAACCAAGAACAAUAAUUGUAAACGUUAAUUAACGAUAUAUACAUUCAUUAAUACAAAUGUACAAUAUACAUAUAUAAGCAUAUGUAUUUAAUAGUUAUGUGCUGCUCUUUAGGUCCCGAUUACUAGUGUAGUUUUACAUAUUUACAUAUGUAUUAUUACAAAUAUAUUGAUUUAAUUUGUAUAUAAUUUUUUUAUAAACUAAUUUGUAUGAGUAUACCUUUUUCGUGUGAGUAGAAAUUAUAAAUGCUAACGAAACAAUAAUUUGAAAAAAAAACGAAUGUAUCAGUAGUUUUAAAGAAAAUAAAUGUUUAUAUGCCAUACAAAUUGUAUUUGCUUGAACAA
This is a messenger RNA of Bactrocera neohumeralis, 1496 nucleotides long. It is a transcript of the gene Ak3, whose product is annotated as GTP:AMP phosphotransferase AK3, mitochondrial. The record is from RefSeq and is a predicted model, not a curated record. NCBI's taxonomy places the organism in Eukaryota, Metazoa, Arthropoda, Insecta, Diptera, Tephritidae. Gene Ontology annotation, molecular function: ATP binding; AMP kinase activity. Gene Ontology annotation, cellular component: cytoplasm; mitochondrion. The transcript is spliced from 2 exons. The coding region runs from base 382 to 1050 and encodes 222 amino acids. Gene Ontology annotation, biological process: nucleobase-containing compound metabolic process.